CGGCUGAACAAGGCUAUUCGGGCGAGCUGGGCGCCGGGAACGCUCAAGGGCUAUAGCAGCGCGGUGAACCGUUACCUCCAGUUCUGCAAACUAGAAUGCAUCCCCCGCGAAGACAGGUUCCCCGCGCCGGAGGUGGUGCUUUGCGCAUUCGCCGCUAGGGCAGUCGGGCAGCUGGCAGGCGGGAUGGCGAGGAGCUGGAUGGCCGGCCUCAAAGCUUGGCACACCGCGCACGACGCCCCCUGGCUCAGGGGCAAGAGACUUCAGCAAGUCCUCAAAGGUGUGAAGAACUUGAGGCCCCACGAUUCGCACAAGCCGCUGAGGAAACCGAUCACACGCGACAUGCUACGCCAACUACACAAGAAGCUCAGAUUCAACUCACCCCUCGAUGCCGCAGUUUUUGCAGCAGCGUGCUGCAUGUUCUGGGGCCAAUUCCGUGCGGGUGAGCUCCUCCCGAACUCCCAGACAGCGUUCCAAGACCGUCUCCCAAAAUGCUCAGAUUUCCACAAACCCACAAAGGCCUCGGCAUCCUACUCCAUCGCUCUCCCCUCGUUGAAAACUCGCUAUGCGAAAGGGGAGAUGGUGUUUCUACACCGGCAGAGGGGCUCGAUGGACCCGACUGACGCGCUGGCGUACCACCUUCAUAAGAGCGACCUACCUUCGAACUCGGCCCUCUUCACGUUCCAAACCCGAAGGGGACCCACACUCCUCACCAGAUCGGUUUUCUUAGCGCGUUGCAACGCGAUUUGGUCCCCUCUUCGCCACUCAAGAGUGACCAGGCACUGCUUCCGCAUCGGAGGCACAACGGAAUUGUUACUCGCCGGGGUUCCACCGCACGUGGUCAAGAAGGCCGGGAGGUGGUCGUCGGACACGUUCCUGCGUUAUUGGCGCACCGUGGAAGACAUACUCCCCCAACACGUGCAACGUGUUCGCAACGUA
Molecule: messenger RNA, 936 nt
Organism: Punctularia strigosozonata HHB-11173 SS5
Lineage: Eukaryota; Fungi; Basidiomycota; Agaricomycetes; Corticiales; Punctulariaceae
Exons: 1
Biological process (GO): DNA recombination; DNA integration
Molecular function (GO): DNA binding
Source: RefSeq, a predicted model, not a curated record